Molecule: messenger RNA, 237 nt
Organism: Dentiscutata heterogama
Lineage: Eukaryota; Fungi; Glomeromycota; Glomeromycetes; Diversisporales; Gigasporaceae
Source: the annotation of a GenBank genome assembly
ACCUAAGUUUCGUUUAUAUUUCUCCUUGGUUAUCCAAAGCUCUUGGUUCUGAUCAUGACUUAUUACUGGGUACCUCGGUUUUUGACUAUUUUCAUCCUCAAGAUCGUGAGUUGGCGCGUCGCGACUUAUCAGAGUUUGUCAAAAUGAAAACAAUAACCUGUUCGAUAACAAGAUGCCGAUAUAAUAAUGUUCCAGCAAUAAGAAAAAGAUUACAAUCUCAAACUUCUUCAAAUAAAG